Messenger RNA from Trichoplusia ni (cabbage looper), 1420 nucleotides. RefSeq lists its product as uncharacterized. Lineage: Eukaryota; Metazoa; Arthropoda; Insecta; Lepidoptera; Noctuidae. The record is from RefSeq and is a predicted model, not a curated record. Gene Ontology annotation, molecular function: odorant binding; olfactory receptor activity. The transcript is spliced from 8 exons. Gene Ontology annotation, biological process: detection of chemical stimulus involved in sensory perception of smell; sensory perception of smell. Gene Ontology annotation, cellular component: plasma membrane. Bases 1 to 948 code for a protein of 315 amino acids.
AUGGAAGGUCCACAUUAUUACCAACAGAAUGAGACGCUAGAGUAUUACAAGGUUGAGAUAAAACAAAUCCUAUACCACUUGGCGGUGGUGCUGAGAGAGCCGUAUAACAACCGCGAGCUAGAGGCCACGGCGGUGAGGAAGGUCAGGGUGUACUCAACCCUAUUCUUCAUUAUUUCUCUGAUGUUUGUGUCGGCGGGAGGAAUAUCAGCUAUUCACAAAGUCGUUACUGCAGGAGAAAUAUUCUGCCCGGUGAUACCAGCUUGGCCGAGCUUGAGCGAUACCUCGUUGCUAUCACUUGUGAUAAGGAUUAUCUUCUAUAUCUUCUGGUUGAUGUACGAUGUCAGAGUCAUGGCCAUGUUCACACUACUCCUAUCUAUGUUAGUAAUGAUUUUCUACCAGUUCAAGAACCUACAAUGCUAUUUCUAUAGUCUUGACAAAAUAUUUCUGGAGGAAAACCUGAGUCAACGAGAGAAAGAACUUAAAUAUGAGAAUGCGUUUAAACUGGGAAUAUACAUGCAUGCAGAAACUCUGUGGGUCAAAAAACAAAAUCAGCAUGUCUGCGAAUGGAUAUUUGCAUCAGAGGUCACGAUGUCCUUCAUUGGGCUCAUGGUGCAGCUUAUAACUAUUGUGAGUGGUAAACGCGAUGUUAGUACGGUAGGGACAACGUUCUCAAUGAUUAUGUUAACUCUGAUAAGCCUCGCAUUCUUCAUGUGGAACGGCGGAGACAUUACGAUAGAGGCGUUAAAGGUGUCGGAUGCAAUGUACUUCUCCGGCUGGGAGAACUGCUCCGGGCAGUCGUCAGCGCGCGUCAGGAAACUGGUCGCGUGUGCAAUUAGACAGGCUCAGGAACCGGUUGUUUACAAAACUUUAGGCGUCGUUGAAUUUUCAUACGACGCUUAUGUGAAAAUAAGCAAAUUGCCGUACACAGUAGUAUCAAUGUUUUAUUAAAUAAUUCUUCUGACUAUUUAGCAUCACAAAGCUUAGGCCUACCCAUAAUUAAGAUAGAACUCAGGUGUUUUAUUUUAGAUGAUAUUUUUCUCUUGUUAUAUUUGCACAAAGUCAUUGCAAGAAAGUAAGUGAUUCCCUGGGAACUCACCGAUGUAUUAAUUACAAAUGUGUAAACAUUGUCAGUAAAUACCUACUUUAUGUUUUAUUAUAAGCUUUCGUGAGAAUGUUUACUUAGAAGUGAAUACCGUUAAACAUGUGUUACUAAUUAUACUUAUAUUUCUUUGUUAUUGCACAGUUACAUUAUUAUAGUACAAGUGGAGGAAACUAACGACAGACACACGCACUAGCACAUAUCAAUAAAUUAUUUAUCACUGAAAUGUGUUUUUUAUUUAUGUUUCGACCUUAAUCUUAACUAUCAUACGUGUAAGUGAAAGUGUAGAAUGCUUAAAAUGGUGCCGUACAAGUAGAAAGA